This is a messenger RNA of Thamnophis elegans (Western terrestrial garter snake), 1512 nucleotides long. RefSeq names its product ZPR1 zinc finger (gene ZPR1). The record is from RefSeq and is a predicted model, not a curated record. NCBI's taxonomy places the organism in Eukaryota, Metazoa, Chordata, Lepidosauria, Squamata, Natricidae. Gene Ontology annotation, cellular component: nucleus; cytoplasm. Gene Ontology annotation, molecular function: zinc ion binding. Bases 16 to 1353 code for a protein of 445 amino acids. The transcript is spliced from 14 exons.
GCUGCGGGGGGCGGCAUGGCGGCGGUGGGGCGGGAGCCGGGGGUCGCGGCGGGGGGGCCGUUCCGCCCGCUGAGCGCCGACGACGAGGAGCAGCUGCCGACCGAGCUGGAGUCGCUGUGCAUGGCCUGCUUCCGCCAGGGCACCACGCGGCUCCUGCUGACCCGCAUCCCCUUCUUCCGGGAGGUCAUCGUCGGCUCCUUCGCCUGCGGCAGCUGCGGCUGCACCAACGCCGAGGUCCAGUCGGCCGGACGCAUCCAGGCGCGCGGGGUCCGCUACGCGCUGGCCGUCAAGAGCCGGCAGGACAUGAACAGGGCGGUGGUGAAGACGGACUCUGCCACCGCUGGCGUCCCGGAGCUGGACUUCGAAAUCCCCGCUUUUUCUCAGAAGGGAGUUCUUACCACCCUGGAAGGGAUCCUUGACAGAGCAAUAGCAGGGCUGGAGCAGGAUCAGCUUCACCGCAGAAAAAUGGACACUGAAGUGGCAGGAAAAAUCGACGAAUUCAUCUCCAAGUUGAAAGGCCUGAAGGAAGCGGAAUCGGCUUUCACAUUUAUUCUUGAUGAUCCUUCGGGAAACAGUUUUGUGGAGAACCCUCAUGCGCCGCAGAAGGACGAGGCCCUGGAGGUCACCCACUACAGGAGGACGGCCGAGCAAGCAGCUCUGCUUGGACUAGAGGAAGAGGGCUUGGAGGAGGAUCCAGCCGACCCUGCAGAGGACCUGAGGAACGAGGUACUGCAGUUCGGCACCAACUGCCCCGAAUGCAACGCUCCCACCAGCACAAACAUGAAGCUGGUGCAGAUUCCCCAUUUCAAGGAAGUCAUCAUCAUGGCUACAAACUGCGAUGCCUGUGGGCACAGAACAAACGAGGUAAAAUCCGGGGGAGGCAUCGAGCCUUUGGGCACCAAGAUAACCCUUCAUGUGACGGGCCCUGCAGACAUGAUGAGGGACGUUCUAAAGUCGGAAACCUGCAGGAUAGAGAUUCCAGAGCUGGAGUUUGAGAUAGGAAUGGGAGCUCUGGGUGGAAAAUUCACCACUCUAGAAGGGUUGAUGAAGGACAUCCAGGCUCUGGUGGAGAAGAACCCCUUCACCCUGGGGGACGCCUCUUGCCCUGGCAAAGCAGCAAAACUGCAUGCGUUUGGGAAGAAGCUCCAGCAGAUCGUAGAUGGGCAGGUGAAGGUGCAUCUUGUUCUGGAUGACCCUGCAGGAAACAGUUACCUUCAGAAUCUCUAUGCUCCUGAAGAAGACCCGGAGUUGUGUGUGGAGCGAUACGAGCGGCAGUUUGAACAGAACGAGGAGCUGGGCCUGAAUGACAUGAAAACAGAGGGCUACGAGGCAGAUGUUUCUUCCCCUCAGUAGCCAAGCUGACCACUUGGACACGGCAUGGAAAGCCACAGACUGUUGGGUUUCAAGCUUCUGUCGACCCACUUUUCUUUGGCAAGCAGUAGCUUGAUUGACUCUGCCCCUUCCGUAGAAGGCAGGCUGGCUGGACUCCACUAUUAAAACCGAAGCAGGGAA